AUGAGAGAGUGCAUAUCGAUCCACAUUGGUCAGGCCGGUAUUCAGGUCGGAAAUGCAUGCUGGGAACUUUACUGCCUUGAGCAUGGCAUUCAGCCUGAUGGCCAGAUGCCAGGCGACAAGACAGUUGGAGGAGGUGAUGAUGCAUUCAACACCUUCUUUAGUGAAACUGGAGCAGGAAAGCACGUCCCUCGUGCUGUCUUUGUGGAUCUUGAGCCUACUGUCAUUGACGAAGUCCGGACAGGAACAUACAGGCAGCUCUUUCACCCUGAGCAGCUCAUCAGUGGCAAGGAAGAUGCAGCUAACAACUUUGCCCGUGGACAUUAUACAAUUGGAAAGGAGAUAGUUGAUCUCUGCUUGGACCGUAUCAGGAAGCUUGCUGAUAACUGUACUGGUCUUCAAGGUUUCCUUGUUUUCAAUGCUGUUGGUGGUGGAACUGGUUCAGGUCUUGGAUCUCUUCUGCUGGAGCGUCUCUCUGUGGACUAUGGCAAGAAGUCAAAACUUGGUUUCACCAUUUAUCCAUCACCACAGGUUUCAACCUCUGUGGUUGAACCUUACAACAGUGUCCUGUCAACUCACUCCCUUCUGGAGCACACUGAUGUCGCAAUUCUUCUUGACAAUGAGGCUAUCUAUGACAUUUGCAGGCGCUCAUUGGACAUUGAGCGCCCCACAUACACCAAUCUGAACCGCCUUAUUUCACAGGUUAUUUCCUCACUGACUGCUUCUUUAAGGUUUGAUGGAGCCCUGAAUGUUGAUGUGAAUGAAUUCCAGACCAACCUUGUUCCCUAUCCCAGGAUUCAUUUUAUGCUUUCAUCCUAUGCUCCUGUCAUUUCAGCUGAGAAAGCCUACCACGAGCAGCUUUCAGUUGCUGAGAUCACCAACAGUGCUUUUGAGCCAUCUUCCAUGAUGGUCAAGUGUGAUCCUCGCCAUGGUAAGUACAUGGCUUGCUGCCUUAUGUUCCGUGGUGAUGUUGUGCCAAAGGAUGUGAAUGCUGCUGUGGCUACCAUCAAGACUAAGCGCACCAUCCAAUUUGUUGACUGGUGCCCUACUGGAUUCAAGUGUGGUAUCAACUAUCAGCCACCAACUGUUGUUCCUGGAGGUGAUCUUGCUAAGGUGCAAAGGGCUGUUUGUAUGAUAUCCAACUCAACCAGUGUUGCUGAGGUCUUCUCACGCAUUGAUCACAAGUUCGAUCUGAUGUAUGCCAAGCGUGCUUUUGUGCACUGGUAUGUUGGUGAGGGUAUGGAGGAAGGUGAGUUCAGUGAAGCACGUGAAGAUCUGGCUGCUCUGGAAAAGGACUACGAGGAGGUUGGUGCUGAAUUGGACGAAGGCGAAGAUGAUGAUCAUGAGGAAUACUAA
Molecule: messenger RNA, 1353 nt
Organism: Capsicum annuum
Lineage: Eukaryota; Viridiplantae; Streptophyta; Magnoliopsida; Solanales; Solanaceae
Product: tubulin alpha chain
Biological process (GO): mitotic cell cycle; microtubule cytoskeleton organization
Cellular component (GO): cytoplasm; microtubule
Molecular function (GO): structural constituent of cytoskeleton; GTP binding
Source: RefSeq, marked provisional